This is a messenger RNA of Pyrgilauda ruficollis (rufous-necked snowfinch), 2156 nucleotides long. It is a transcript of the gene LMF1, whose product is annotated as lipase maturation factor 1. Bases 74 to 1675 code for a protein of 533 amino acids. Lineage: Eukaryota; Metazoa; Chordata; Aves; Passeriformes; Passeridae. The transcript is spliced from 11 exons. Gene Ontology annotation, biological process: protein maturation. Gene Ontology annotation, cellular component: endoplasmic reticulum membrane. The record is from RefSeq and is a predicted model, not a curated record.
UUCUGCCCGUUUUUCCCCUUUUUUUCUCCCGUCCCCGCCGUGUCCCCUCACGGCCCGCCCCGCCGGGCCGCACAUGCUCGCUGUGCCCGACAUGGCGGCUCCCAGCGCGGGGCUGCGCCAGCGCCGCCCGGGCCGGGCCGGAGCCCCCGAUGGAGCUCCCGGAGCGGCCCCCGCUGCAUCCCCCGAGCCCGGGCUCGCUACCGCGGCCCCGCCGCUCUCCCCGGGCACCUUCUGGCUGACCCGCAUCGUGCUGCUGCGCUCCAUUGCCUUCCUGUACUUCGUGGCCUUCCUGGUGGCCUUUCAGCAGAACAAGCAGCUGAUAGGAGAGAAGGGGCUGCUCCCCUGCAAGCUCUACCUGCAGGAUGUCAAGAAAUACUUCAAGGGGAAGGUCGGCCUGGAUGCCCUGAGCUAUGCCCCCACUCUCAUCUGGUUCCUGGACUGGUCUGCCAUGGACAGCACCUUGGAUUGCCUGGCCCUGGCUGGCCUGGCAGUGGCAGCCUUUGUGCUGCUGACUGGCUGUGCCAACAUGGUCCUCAUGUCCCUGCUGUGGCUCCUCUACCUCUCUCUGGUCAACGUUGGACAGAUCUGGUAUUCCUUUGGAUGGGAAUCACAGCUCCUGGAGACAGGAUUCCUGGGAAUAUUCCUGUGCCCCCUCUGGACCCUGUCCCGCCUGCCCCAGGGCUCUCCUCCUUCCAGGAUUGUCAUCUGGAGUUUCCGCUGGCUGAUUUUCAGGAUCAUGCUCGGAGCGGGGCUGAUUAAAAUCCGAGGAGAUCGCUGCUGGAGAGAGUUAACUUGCAUGGAUUAUCACUACGAGACGCAGCCGGUGCCCAGCCCCAUCUCGUACUUCAUGCACCGCUCGCCCUGGUGGUUCCACCGCCUCGAGACCUUGGUCAACCACUUCAUCGAGCUGGUGGUGCCCUUCUUCCUGCUGCUGGGCAGGAGGAUGGGCAUCCUGCACGGCCUCCUGCAGAUCCUCUUCCAGGUGCUCCUGAUCAUAAGUGGGAACCUGAGUUUCCUGAACUGGCUGACCAUGGUGCCCAGCCUGGCGUGCUUUGACGACGCCAGCCUGGGGCUCCUCUUCGGCUCGCGGCUGCGGGAGCGGGCGGCGCGGCUGCAGCUCCCGGCGGCGCGGGGACAGCGGCUUUCCCUGGGAAUCAUCUUUAUGGAUCCCAGCUGGCCCUUGGGCUGCUACAGCUGCCGGAGCAUCACCAAGGAGAGGACAGAAGUCAUCCUUCAGGGAACAUCCAGCCUGGAUCCCAAUGACCCCACAGCAGUCUGGGAGGAGUUUGAGUUCAAGUGCAAGCCCGGGGACUUGAGGAGGAGGCCGUGCCUCAUCUCCCCCUACCACUAUCGCCUCGACUGGCUCAUGUGGUUUGCUGCCUUCCAGACCUACGAGCAGAACGAAUGGAUCAUCCACCUGGCUGGGAAGCUGCUGGCCCAGGAGGAGGAGACCUUGUCCCUGCUGGCCACAAACCCCUUUGCAGGCAGAGACCCUCCAAGGUGGAUCCGGGGGGAACACUUCAGGUACAAGUUCAGCCAGCCCGGGGGGAAGCACGCCCGCGACGGGAAGUGGUGGAUCCGGAAAAGGAUCGGCCCCUAUUUCCCCCCCGUCAACCUGCAGGGCCUGAGGAAGUUCUUUGAGGACAGGAAUUGGCCUUAUCCCGUGCAGGACUGAGGGAAAAGGAUGGCCAGGACAAGAGGGACCAGCGGGGAAGAUGGAGAACGAGCAGCUCCCUUCCCAACACCUCCUGCCUCUGUUUUAUAUCCAUAUCCUUGGUCACGCCUGCUUUCCAGAACAUUCCCAGCCAGUUUGCCCACUUGCUCUGUGAGCUGCUUUUUCUCACCUCAGUGGUUGAUUUCUUUUGCCAGGCUGCUCCAUUCAGGAAUUCCUCUGGAACUGGGAAAAAGGCAAGCAAAUAACCAUCACUGGUUUUGGGCGAGGCGUUGGUGUUGCCAAAAGCAGCUGAACGUGGGUUUGAAACAAAAAUGGGAAAACAAACCAGGAGGGAUCUCUGGGGUUGUGUGGGCUGUGGAGGCAGGCACAGGAAUGCCCUUUUCCAUGUUUCCUUGCACCUUUUUGACCACAUACACCAAAUGGGCACCACUGGGAACGUGUUCCUGGAAAGGGAUUAAAGGAAACAAUUGUUGAAUAACCA